UGUGCGACUAACGACGUUUGUGGGAACGUGAAUAAAUGGGAGGAUAUCUAACGGACUGAUUCGGAAUUAUUUUCGAGAAAAUGUGGAUAAAACGGAUUGUUGCACGCAGUCCAAUGUCUGCUUUAAGAUCCGGGGGCUCUCCAGGACGCCACGCUUGGAUCCUUCUAGCCAUGAUACACCUCACCAUGGAUUUCACCUUCUGUAGCCCCGUGACUCAAGGGCCGGUGCCCAAACUCCUCUCCAAACUUGCGCCUCGAUAUAGGGCCGGCCCCGGGGCCCUCUGGGACCCUCCCAACAAGCCCCUCUGGCGGGCCCUCGGCCCCUGGGGGCAGAGGGCCCUGCGCCCGGCCCUGCAGUCAGACAAAGCGGGUAAGCUGCCCCCGCUCACGGGUCAAAAGCACAGAGGGACUGUUCACAGGGGCCCUCCUUGUACAGAAUGCCAGUCGAAACACUCUUCCGCCAAGGAGUUGGACUCCCUGGCUUCCGCGGGGGAAAGAAACUCGGACACGGGCGCCUCGUUGAUAAGGUCGAGGAGGCAGGUGAAGUGGGACGGCUACGACAGGUCCCAGGAAAGCAGGACGACGACGGUGCCCGGAUUUAUAGACUGGGGGCCCACGGGGGGAGACGACGGGGGUGAGGACGACGGCAGGGUGGUGCCCAACUCCACUGUGUCCACCAAAGCCCUCACUACCACCACAAUCACCACCACUACCACCACCACCACCACAAAGCGCUACCCCAAAACGGACUUUGCGGUGGUGACCACCAUGCACCCCAGGAGACAGAGCACAACGCCAUCCAGCAUUAUCAUCGGGGAGACUGCCAAACCACCAAAGCCAUUCGGAGACACAGCAGGUCUGGCUGUUCACCAGAUCAUUACAAUCACUGUGUCUCUCAUCAUGGUAAUCGCAGCCUUGAUAACAACACUCGUCCUUAAGAACUGCUGUGCGCAGAGCGGGAGUGGUCGCCACAGUAACCACCAGCGGAAGAUAAACCAGCAGGAGGAGAGCUGCCAGAACCUGACGGACUUCACGCCGGCUCGCGUCCCGAGCAGCGUGGACAUCUUCACGGCCUACAACGACAGUUUACAGUGCUCGCACGAGUGCGUCCGGACGGCUGUGCCCGUCUACACGGACGAGAUGAUCCAACAGACCCCCGUCUACAAGACAACAUACAACGGAAAUAGACCUUCACCCACCGAACGGCAGCUAAUUCCUGUGGCCUUUGUGUCGGAGAAAUGGUUUGAAAUCUCCUGCUGACCGGCCAAAGUCCCUUUACUUCCUGUCGGUGGGACAGACUUCCUGAUUUUUUUGUUUCUGGAUUCCAUUGGUAAACCUGUAAACCAAGCGAAACAAGCAAUUACACAACAGAACCAACAGCCAAUUUUGUAAAAUAACGGCACCUCUCCGAACAUGAGUGCAGAAGUUUAUUUUUCUAAAAUGAAUUCAGCCGAGACAGUGGAGCAGAUGCCUCUCCAGAUUAUUUUCCAGAGACCGAUGGUGAUUUAAAUAUAUAUUUAGAGCAAAUAUAUAUCACGUGUGUGCGCGCUGAAGAGUAAAUUGAAUUGCACACGUUGAAGACAACAGAGUGUACUAGCUAAUGGCUGCUGCCAGUGAAAGCUGAACUGUGUUACUGAACAAUGUGCCAAUAAAACCACUUGUGCCACGUUCUGUGCAGAAGGGCCCCAUCCAGGAUACCAUGGAUUAAUAAAGACA
Conger conger (European conger) is the source of this 1715-nucleotide messenger RNA. It is a transcript of the gene ajap1, whose product is annotated as adherens junctions associated protein 1. The record is from RefSeq and is a predicted model, not a curated record. Bases 81 to 1259 code for a protein of 392 amino acids. Lineage: Eukaryota; Metazoa; Chordata; Actinopteri; Anguilliformes; Congridae. Gene Ontology annotation, cellular component: cytoplasmic side of plasma membrane; adherens junction; cell-cell contact zone. The transcript has 6 exons. Gene Ontology annotation, molecular function: beta-catenin binding.